CUCCCGCUCCGGCUCCCCGUGCUAGGCAGAGAUGGCGACCUCGGCUUGGCUUCUGGGACGGCGCGCGGCGAGUUGGAGGCUCCGGGCGCCGCGGGCGCGGCUCUCCAGCCUCGUGUCCCAGCGGGCCCACUCCCUCUUGCCCGUGGACGAUGCGAUCAACGGGCUAAGCGAGGAGCAGAAGCAGCUUCGUCAGACCAUGGCUAAGUUUCUUCAGGAGCACCUAGCCCCCCAGGCCCAGGAGAUUGAUCAUAUCAAUGAGUUCAAGAACCUUCGAGAGUUUUGGAAGCAGCUGGGAAACCUGGGGGUCUUAGGUAUCACCGCCCCUGUUCAGUAUGGCGGCUCCGGCCUGGGCUACUUGGAACAGGUGCUGGUGAUGGAAGAGAUAUCCCGAGCUUCUGGAGCAGUGGGGCUCAGUUACGGUGCUCACUCCAACCUCUGCGUCAACCAAAUUGUGCGCAAUGGAAAUGAGGCCCAGAAGGAAAAGUACCUCCCCAAGCUGAUCAGUGGUGAGUACAUCGGAGCCCUGGCCAUGAGUGAGCCCAAUGCUGGCUCUGAUGUUGUCUCCAUGAAGCUAAAAGCAGAAAAGAAAGGUGAUCACUACAUCCUGAAUGGGAACAAGUUCUGGAUCACCAAUGGCCCUGAUGCUGACAUCCUUAUUAUCUACGCCAAGACAGAUCUGGCUGCUGUGCCAGCCUCUCGGGGCAUCACAGCCUUUAUUGUGGAAAAGGGGAUGCCUGGCUUCAGCACCUCCAAGAAGCUGGACAAGCUGGGGAUGAGGGGCUCUAACACCUGUGAGCUAAUCUUUGAAGACUGCAAGGUUCCUGCUGCCAACAUCCUGGGCCAUCUAAGUAAGGGCGUCUACGUGCUGAUGAGUGGGCUGGACCUGGAGCGGCUGGUGCUGGCUGGUGGGCCCCUUGGGCUCAUGCAGGCCGUCCUCGACCACACCAUUCCCUACCUACACACAAGGGAAGCCUUUGGCCAGAAGAUUGGCCACUUCCAGCUGAUGCAGGGGAAAAUGGCCGACAUGUACACCCGUCUCAUGGCCUGUCGGCAGUAUGUCUACAAUGUCGCCAAGGCCUGUGAUCAGGGCCACUGCACUGCCAAGGACUGCGCGGGGGUGAUCCUUUACGCAGCUGAGUGCGCCACACAGGUGGCCCUGGACGGCAUUCAGUGCUUCGGUGCCAAUGGCUAUAUCAACGACUUUCCCAUGGGCCGCUUUCUGCGGGACGCCAAGCUGUACGAGAUCGGGGCCGGGACCAGUGAGAUGAGGCGGCUGAUCAUCGGCAGAGCCUUCAACGCAGACUUCCGCUAACCCCAAGACCCUCCACCCCCUUUCUCAGCACCUAGAGGCCUUUCUUUGGACAUAGAGCUACGGCAGCUCCCUU
This is a messenger RNA of Odobenus rosmarus divergens (Pacific walrus), 1385 nucleotides long. RefSeq names its product isovaleryl-CoA dehydrogenase (gene IVD). The transcript is spliced from 12 exons. NCBI's taxonomy places the organism in Eukaryota, Metazoa, Chordata, Mammalia, Carnivora, Odobenidae. Gene Ontology annotation, cellular component: mitochondrion. Gene Ontology annotation, molecular function: flavin adenine dinucleotide binding; 3-methylbutanoyl-CoA dehydrogenase activity. Gene Ontology annotation, biological process: L-leucine catabolic process. The record is from RefSeq and is a predicted model, not a curated record. Bases 32 to 1312 code for a protein of 426 amino acids.